AUCUUCCCACCAACCGUUUACAAGGAGAAAAUGUCUAAAGUUGCCAGCAAUCCUUCGAACGCCCGGUUCAAAGACAAGGAAAAGCCUCAGGAAGUCCGUAGAAGUAAUAUUCUCGCGGCCAAGGCUGUGGCCGAUGCCAUCAGAACCUCCUUGGGUCCUAAAGGAAUGGAUAAGAUGAUCAAGACUAAAACAGGAGAAGUCAUCAUUUCCAAUGACGGGGCCACCAUUUUAAAGCACAUGGCUAUCUUGCACCCGGCCGCCAGAAUGUUGGUCGAUGUGAGUGCUGCUCAAGACGUGGAAGCCGGAGACGGUACCACCUCAGUGGCGAUUUUGACUGGUUCCUUGUUGAACGCCGCUGAGAAAUUAUUAAAUAAGGGAAUCCAUCCAACCUUAAUCGGAGAGAGCUUCCAAAGAGCUGCCCAAAGAAGUUGUGAGAUAUUGUUGGACAUGAGUCAUAAGAUAGAUUUGAAUGAUCGGGAUUCUUUGAUCAAAGCUGCUAGUACUUCAUUGUCUUCCAAGAUUGUGUCGCAACAUUCAUCUUUAUUGGCCCCAUUGGCGGUCGACUCUGUGUUGCAGAUCACCGACGAAUCCAAAACGAACGUCGACUUGAACGAUAUUCGCUUGGUCAAGAAGUUGGGUGGAACCAUCGAUGAAACCGAAUUAGUGAAUGGAAUUGUCAUGACACAGAAUGUCAUCAAGAAUGCCGGAGGCCCCAUUCGAGUUGAAAAAGCCAGAAUUGGGUUAAUUCAGUUUCAGUUAAGUCCUCCAAAGCCCGACAUGGAAAACAAUAUUGUUGUUAAUGAUUACAGACAGAUGGAUAAGAUCUUAAAGGAAGAAAGAGCAUACUUGUUGAACAUAUGUAAGAAGAUCAAGAAGGCCAAGUGUAACGUCAUUUUGAUCCAAAAGUCCAUUUUGAGAGAUGCUGUUAACGAUUUGGCCUUGCACUUUUUGUCCAAGUUGAACAUCAUGGUUAUAAAGGAUAUCGAGAGAGACGAAAUAGAAUUUAUGUCCAAGUCUAUUGGGUGCAAACCAAUUGCGGAUGUAGAUAGCUUCACGGAGGACAAGUUGGGUACUGCUGACUUGAUUGAAGAAGUGGAAAGCAGUGGUUCCAAGAUCGUUAAGAUAACUGGUAUAAGUUCUAAGUCGCUUAAACCAACUGUUUCUAUCAUAGUCAGAGGGGCCAACCCUUUGAUUUUGGACGAAACUGAGAGAUCGAUCCAUGAUGCCUUAUGUGUCAUCAGGUGUUUGGUCAAAGAAAGAGGGUUGAUUGCUGGUGGAGGAGCUCCUGAAAUCGAGGUGUCGAGAAUCUUGAUGAACGAGAGUAAUAAAUUAUCUGGUGUUGAACAGUUUGUGUACAAGGAAUUCAGUGAGGCAUUGGAAGUUAUUCCUGUGACAUUAGCUGAAAAUGCGGGUUUGAACCCAAUCGAAGUCAUCACUGACUUGAAAAACAAACAUGAAAACAAUGAAAGAUUUGCUGGGAUUUCUGUCAGAAGAUCUGGUACUACUAACACUUUUAACGAUCAUAUCUUACAACCAGUUUUGGUUAACACCUCAGCUGUCUCUUUAGCUGCCGAAUGUGUCAAGUCUAUCUUGCGUAUAGAUGACAUAGCAUUCAGUAGAUGAGUUUUAAAUACCUUUUAUAGUGUAUUAUUUUGUACAUAUAUACAGAGUUAUACCUUUGCCUCUUGUGGUGAUUCUUGUUCCUGUGCUUCCAACUUCUUGAGUUUCUUGAUCUUCUUGUUUAUCAACUUUUCGGGAUUAUUGGCAAAAAAACACUUUUCUCCAAUCUUGGUGCUCUCUUCUAAAGUAGACUCUUGACUAGUCUUACUAUCCUCCACACAUUUUCUAAUCGUCUUGACCAACAAAUCGAAUACCUCUGUUCCCUUUGGUGGUAGCGAAUCCUUCUGUUGGGCAUCCACACCAUCAGGUUCCUCUUCUUUUAUCGUGUUCAACGGUUCUUUAUCCUUCAAGAACUUUCGCCUGAGAUACUUCUCAGUAAUUCUGGGGUUGGAGUCGUACAUGGCAGCCAAUGCUAUUUGUGGCGGUGU
Molecule: messenger RNA, 2048 nt
Organism: Yamadazyma tenuis ATCC 10573
Lineage: Eukaryota; Fungi; Ascomycota; Pichiomycetes; Serinales; Debaryomycetaceae
Source: RefSeq, a predicted model, not a curated record